AAAUAGUGAAAGCAGAAAGUUGGGUUAAAAUGGCAGGACAGAAGCCGCUUUUGGAACUGGAAAACUUUAUUGCUGGUAAAUUUAUUGCCUGUAAUUCACACAUAGAUUCCUAUGACCCAUCUACAGGAGAGGUGUAUUGCAAAGUUCCAGACAGUGGCAAAGAAGAGAUAGAAGCAGCAGUCACGGCUGCCAGAGGGGCCUUUCCCCAUUGGUCAUCCACAAGCCCUCAGGACCGCUCUCAGAUCAUGAAUAAGUUGGCAGAUCUGCUGGAACAAUCCCUGGAGGACUUUGCACAAGCUGAAUCAAAAGACCAAGGGAAAACAAUCACAUUUGCCAGAACUGUGGACAUCCCACGGGCUGUGUACAACUUUCGAUUUUUUGCCUCCUCAAUCCUUCACCACACCACGGAUGCUACUCAGAUGGAUUCCAUGGGCUGCUUGCACUAUACUGUGAGAAGUCCUGUUGGAAUUGCUGGCUUGAUUAGCCCUUGGAAUUUGCCACUUUAUUUGCUAACCUGGAAGAUUGCUCCAGCUAUUGCUGCUGGAAACACAGUGAUUGCUAAGCCCAGUGAGAUGACAUCAGUGACUGCAUGGAUGCUGUGCAAACUCUUAGAUAAAGCAGGGGUUCCACCAGGCGUAGUGAAUAUCGUGUUUGGAACUGGGUCCAAAGUAGGAGAGGCUCUGGUGUCUCAUCCUGAAGUUCCACUGAUCUCGUUUACUGGGAGCACACUGACAGCUGAGCGGAUCAUGCUAAAGAGUGCCCCCCACUGCAAGAAACUCUCUCUGGAGCUUGGGGGCAAGAAUCCUGCCAUCAUUUUUGAUGAUGCCCAUCUGAGCGAGUGUAUCCCUACAACUGUCAGGUCCAGCUUUGCUAAUCAGGGUGAAAUCUGCCUCUGUACCAGCAGAAUCUUUGUCCAAAGGAGAAUUUAUGAGGAGUUUUUAGCAAGAUUUGUUGAAGCCAUAAGAAAAUGGAAAGUUGGCCCCCCCUCCGACCCUACAACCAGCAUGGGAGCUCUGAUAAGCAAAGCCCAUUUGGAGAAAGUUAGAAAUUAUAUAAAGAAAGCCUGUGCUGAAGGGGCAAGAAUUCUGUGUGGAGAGGGUGUGGAUAAUUUGAACCUCCCGUCUAAAAACAAAGGGGGCUAUUUCAUGCUUCCCACUGUGAUCACAGAUAUUAAGGAUGAAUCCUGUUGCAUGAAGGAAGAGAUAUUUGGUCCUGUUGCUUGUGUUGUUGUCUUUGAUACUGAAGAGGAAGUGAUUGAAAGAGCUAACGACGUGAAGUAUGGCCUAGCAGCAACUGUAUGGUCUAACAACAUUGGAAGAGUUUGGCGAGUAUCUAAGAAGUUGCAGUCAGGAUUGGUCUGGACUAACUGCUGGCUCAUCAGGGACCUGAACCUUCCUUUUGGUGGAAUGAAAGCUUCAGGAAUUGGCAGAGAGGGAGCAAAGGACUCAUAUGACUUCUUUACUGAAGUAAAAACAAUUACUGUUAAAUAUUGAUCUUUGCUUAUGGAAAAGUUGUUAUGGUAAAUGUCUUUUAAUAGCAUGGUUACUAUAUGGUUGUGAAUAGAAAUUAUAGAAUGAAUUAAUUGAGGAUUAAGAGGUUACAGAAAGCAAAUAGGCAAUUUUGAUUAUAUAAAAUUAAAAAAAAAACAUUGUUGCACAAACAAAUCUAAUGCAGCCAAAAUUAGACAUGAAGCAGGUAAAUGGGGAAAAACAUCUUUGCAUCAGGUUUCUUGGAUAAAGGUCUCAUUUCUAAGAUAUAUAGGAAAUUGACUCAAAUUCAUUAUAAUAAAGGCCAUUCUUCAAUUGAUAAAUAGAUAAAGGAUAUGAACAGGUACUUUUAAGAGGAAGAAAUUCAAUCUAUCAAUGGUCAUAAAAAAUUAUCCACCUCACUAAUAAUUAGAUAAAUGAACAUAAAGAAGCUUUGAAGAUUUACCUCACAUUUACCAGAUUUGCAAAGUUAACAAAAAAAGAAAAUUGAUAAAUGCUGGAGAAGUUGUGGGAGGACAGGUAUACUAAUAUCCUGUUGGUAGAGCCAAAAACUGGUCAACAAGCCAUUUUGGAAAGCAAUUUGGAACAAUGCCUCAGAAGUUACUAAACUGUAACCCUUUGACAGAGCAAUACCACUAUGAAGUGUAAAAUCCAAAGAUAUUAAAAAAAAAAAAAGAACUCAUAUGUACAAAAAAUUUUA
This is a messenger RNA of Vombatus ursinus (common wombat), 2187 nucleotides long. It is a transcript of the gene ALDH8A1, whose product is annotated as aldehyde dehydrogenase 8 family member A1. The transcript has 7 exons. Gene Ontology annotation, biological process: retinoic acid metabolic process. Bases 30 to 1493 code for a protein of 487 amino acids. NCBI's taxonomy places the organism in Eukaryota, Metazoa, Chordata, Mammalia, Diprotodontia, Vombatidae. The record is from RefSeq and is a predicted model, not a curated record. Gene Ontology annotation, molecular function: retinal dehydrogenase (NAD+) activity.